AUGGUCGAACUACGACGAGAGGACCAACGCGCAUUCAUCAACUUCAUGAGAAUGCCACCCGAGAUGUUUGAUGAGAUUUUCGCACGAGUAGGCCCAAGGAUAACGAAACAGCGCAACAACUACAGACUUCCAAUUGAACCAGGGAUGAAGCUAGCAAUUGCGAUGCGGCAUCUUGUUUCUGGUUCAAAGUACCGUGGUAUGCGAUUCGGCUGGAGGGUACCCCACAACACUAUUUCUCUUCUCGUGCCAGAAGUUUUUAGAGCAGUCAUAGAUGAGUAUGCUGACAAGGUGAUGCCGUUGCCAACAACAGCUUCCGAUUGGACGCGAAUAGCUGACGGCUUCAUGGACAGAUGGAAUUUCCCCCAUACGCUUGGUGCUAGUGAUUGCAAACAUAUUGCCUGCAAAUUUCCACCAAGAUCCGGGUCUACGUAUUUUAACUACAAGAAGUACUUCUCCGUUGUCCUGCUAGCUCUGGUGGAUUCUGACUACAAUUUCGUCUGGGCUGACAUUGGAGGCCGUGGUGCUGCAUCCGAUGCACAGAUGUGGAACGAGUCAGACCUGAAGGCAGCAGCUGAGAACGGAGACCUUGACCUGCCAGAACCUGAAGCUUUGUCACAUGAUUCUUAG
Messenger RNA from Dreissena polymorpha, 627 nucleotides. RefSeq lists its product as uncharacterized. The transcript is spliced from 2 exons. NCBI's taxonomy places the organism in Eukaryota, Metazoa, Mollusca, Bivalvia, Myida, Dreissenidae. The coding region runs from base 1 to 627 and encodes 208 amino acids. The record is from RefSeq and is a predicted model, not a curated record.